GAACGAGGUCAACAGCGUAUAGACCGUUGCCAUAGAAACCAUCUUGGGUCCCAAUAGAGCCCAUCAUGGCUGCCUUGCAAAAUUUCGGAGGUGUUUCUUCAAAAUCCUGGGAAAAGAGGGAGAAAGACGAAGAGGGAAGAGACAGGGAGACACUGAUGGACGUGUUUUGUGCAACAGUGAGAGAGAAGAUUGUGCUGCAGCGGCUGAUUGUGAUUGCUCGUCUGCCCUGUUAUCUCACAGAGAGGACAGAAAUAGCAGCUCAUUAUGAAAGGCUAAAUUUUCAGAUAAAUAAGCAGUACAUAUGGGAUCAUAUGACAGGCCUGCUGCUAAUUUAUCCAAACUGUGUCCUGCAUGUUAUUGAAUCCUCCAGAGAUGUUUUGUUUUCAGUUUUAAAAGAUCUCAGAGACAUGCAGCAGCAGACGACACAGAGUUUACUUGAGGGCCCAAAGGUCAUGUUCAUGGACCAUGGUGCUCAGAACAGACUCUUCCAGCAGUGGAGCUACAAGGUGCUGGAUGUAGAUCAGAAUGGAAAACCUGCAGCUGUAGAACCGGAGGAAGAAGAAGAUGGGAUAGACACUCUGGUUUGCAGUGUCCUGUCAACACUACAGAACCUGGGCAGACACCUGGAAAUAACCAAGAAGGCUCUCCCUGGAUUAUUGCUUGACGAGUCUCCAGAGCUGGUGGUCUCUCAGGAUGUAGUAGGAAAACUCCUCACUCGACAUGAACUCCUGGAUCCACAGCUGUACCUACAGAUGUACGACUCCUCCUUAAAUGUCAGACUGACUUUUGGACAUGGCAUUCAAAGCAGCUGUGUCACCACAAUUUAACCUUCUGGGAUAAGAUAAGUAAGAGCUUUACUUACCAUGUAUUUGGACCAAUGAAUUCAGAAUAACAAAAUAAAUAUUAUGACAUUCACUCCAGAUCCAAGUUCACCUAAAACAGUAAAAAUAUAACAAAAUCAUUUUUGACUGAAAUAGACAUUUUGUGCUUGUCAUUAUCAAAGAUCUGUAUGCACAGGGCAUUUCAUUGCUGCCAAAGUAAAACGUUUACUUUUGAUUUACCUCCUAGUUCACAGCUGUAAUAAAAGCUUUUAUGUGCCCGCAGAAUGUGCAUGGCCUUCGCCGCUACACAGCGGACGUGACUGAUAUUCUUCUGAGCACAGAGACAAAUCAGCAGGACACAAGCAGACACUUUUAUACCCACAUCAACUCACUGACUGCAUGUCAAUGUAAGACGAUACUGUCUGUACAUUACAACAAACGCCCAAAAACCCACAGAAAACUUCAAGUCGUAUAAAAACAUUUUAUUAGUGUCAAUAUUUGGAUUAAGACUCUGACUUUUGUUUUGAUCAUCUUCUUUUAUAUUACACUUUUUUCCUCCAAGUGACCCACAGACAGUCUGAUUUUUAGUUUUCUUCUUCACCCAGUGUCCCCAGUUUCACACAAACAAAUUCCAUAUCUUAAACAUUUUUUUGUUAAAUAAUGUUCUCCCGUGUUAACUUUUGGACCUCAGUAAAUGAAGCCAAGAGGGAUAGUUGAAUGCUUUUUUAAUUAACUUAUAUAUAAAGAUACCAGGGAGGACAGAAGGGAAACUUGAUGUAGCAAAUCUAAACCUGCAUGAGUCAGGGCAUUCAUUACAUGUCCAUUAAACCAUCUUUUUUAAAAAUUCUUUUUUAGGUUUUUGUUGCUUGUAGCCUAUAAAACCUUCCUACCAAAGUCCAUAGACAAAAUCAGUCGAUCCAACGUUGGCUAAGUUUGAGUUCAAAUUUGUAUUGUUUGAUUUCAAGUUCUUUUUAUGAAGUCUUUGUUUUGAAUUCUCUUAUUUUGCUUUAACUGUAUUGCCACAACUUACUAAAUGAUGCAAUAGGAAGCCAUGGACCUCCUCUCUGCGGAGUCUGCGGUCUGCGUGUGACAAAAAAAUUUGAUUUUUUUUUCUAUGGGCUUUGAUGCCAAGGGGAAAAGAAGGUACAAAACAAUAACUUUCUCCUGUUUCACCAGUGUUUUCACUCAAAAUGCAACCCAAACUGGAGUAAGACUAGGGGGAGUUGAAAUUUUUUGGAACCUUCAGGAGUCCAACCACUUCACUCUCUGGUUCUAUGAGAUUUUAAUAAUACACUUUUCAUUAAUCAUAUGUAGACACAGUAGUCCGUGGACUUGAACCCAAUCACUAGUGUCCAAACCAGCAGCCAUACAUAUAUGUUCAGUGAUCACAAAAAAGCGUUUUUUUGUGGUGAAUUGUCUCUUUAGGUUCAAUAACAAUGGUUAACAAUAAUAAUAAUAAAAAAGACGGUUUAAGGUUAAACUGUGAUGGCUGCGUGGACUACAGUACAUUGACACUUAAAAGCAGUCUGGGUAAAAUAUUAUUUUCUGUUCCAUCAUGACGUCUGAUGUUAUAAAGGUGUGGAACAAAGGCAGGUAGAUAGAUUUUGUGAGCAAAUGUCAAAGGGAGCACUGGAUUAUUUCUUCUUCAGGAAUGUACACCAUUUUACUUACAAAAAUAAAUAAAUACACAGCACAUUAGGACAGAACCAAGGAGGAGACGCUUGGCCAAAAAGCAUGCUGCUGAAUUUUACACAAGACAAUGCCAUAUAAUUUACUUUUGUCCCUUAACAUUACACACUUUGAUAUUCCAAAAUACGCCCACAACACACACAUUUCUGCCUGUGAACACACACUUUAUCCUUAGGACUUUCUAAUAUUUCUUUCACCAAAAACAGGCACCUUCAGAGUUUAGUGCUCAGAGGACAUGCUGGUCAAAAGAUGCAUGACGAGGGACAAUGUCUUUUUUUAACUGUCUCUGCAUGACAGUGUUAUUGUAAUAAAGUUGUUUUUUACGAUUCCUAUAUGUACACAUUUGAUCUGACACUUUAAAAACAAAAGAGAUAGGCAAAAGGAAAAUAUUUGGGCAAAAACAGGACAAACUCUGCCUUGAACUUUUGUUUCUUCUCUGUCUCUUAUAAAUGGACAGAAACAUUUCUGAUAAGAGAGAAGUCAGGAGCUGGGUGUGGAGCUAACAGAGCUAGAAUAUUGAGGCAAAAGUAUUUUAUAAAGCUUUUAAAGAGGUAUUUUUAAAAUUGAAAUACAGACAGAG
Messenger RNA from Cynoglossus semilaevis (tongue sole), 3090 nucleotides. RefSeq names its product testis expressed 47 (gene tex47). The coding region runs from base 66 to 827 and encodes 253 amino acids. Lineage: Eukaryota; Metazoa; Chordata; Actinopteri; Pleuronectiformes; Cynoglossidae. The transcript has 8 exons. The record is from RefSeq and is a predicted model, not a curated record.